This is a messenger RNA of Fonsecaea multimorphosa CBS 102226, 849 nucleotides long. RefSeq lists its product as uncharacterized. Bases 1 to 849 code for a protein of 282 amino acids. Gene Ontology annotation, molecular function: catalytic activity. NCBI's taxonomy places the organism in Eukaryota, Fungi, Ascomycota, Eurotiomycetes, Chaetothyriales, Herpotrichiellaceae. The transcript is spliced from 4 exons. The record is from RefSeq and is a predicted model, not a curated record.
AUGCCUCGAUUUGAGCGACUCGUGCGCUUUCGGGACUCCCAGGGGCAGAUUCAGCAGGGUGAAGCUUCCAAAAUAUCGUGGGAUUCGGAGCUGGUUGGGAAAGUAGUACCAAUCUACAAAGGCACCAACCCUUGGGAUGACGACUUCCAUCUGACCGAACAGACUGCAACAAUAUCUGAGGUCUUGUCUCCUUUGGCAUCCGUGCCUAUGAUUGAUGGCAUUGGGCUCAACUAUCGAGAGCAUGCGAAGGAAGGAAAUAUGCCCAUUCCUCCAUAUCCUGUUGUUUUUGUGAAGUAUCCUGACGCGCUUGCGGGACCCUUCGAGGAUAUCCCAAUCCACAAAGACGCCACCCUACUCGACUACGAGGGAGAGCUCUGUGUUGUGAUUGAGAGGGAUGUAAAAGACCUUUCCCCUGAUGAUGACCCAAUCGAGUACGUUCUGGGUUAUACAGCUGGCAACGACGUGUCCUCUCGCUUUUGGCAGGGACAGAACCAAGGCGGUGGACAACACGGCUACGCAAAGUCUUUUGAUAAGUUCGCACCCUUAGGACCUGUCCUUGUCUCACGGCAUGUCAUCAAAGACCCUGGAAGUAUGCACCUCAAGACCUGGGUGAACGGUGAUCUAAGACAAAAUGGGAGGACAGACGAUUUGAUCUUUGAUGUGCCAACUAUUAUCAGGCACUUGUCUCGUGGGAUGACCCUUCGGAAGGGUACAGUCAUCAUGACGGGAACCCCCAGCGGUGUAGGCAUUGUCCGAAACCCUCCGGCCCCGCUUCAAGACGGCGAUAUCGUUGAGGUUGAGAUCUCUGAGAUUGGGCGAAUAAGGAACAAAAUGGUGUUUAUUAAAUAG